GUGAUGGACGCGGCGAAGGACCAAUGCGAGCGACGAGCGGGGGAGUGCGUGGCGUGCGUGGUGCCCGGGCCUGGAAGCGGGGAAUCCGCGAGGUGUGCUGGCGGGUCGAGCAGAGUUAGUCCGCGGCCAUGGCUCCCAACAUGCCCGCCCCCGAACCGGCUGAAGAGACUCCCAAAGGCAUCCGGGCCGUGCUGCUGGGGCCUCCGGGGGCUGGCAAGGGCACCCAGGCACCCAAACUGGCCAAAAACUUCUGUGUCUGCCAUUUAGCUACUGGUGACAUGCUAAGGGCAAUGGUAGCCUCUGGCUCAGAGCUGGGAAAAAAACUGAAAGCCACUAUGGACGCUGGUAAACUGGUUAGUGAUGAAAUGGUUGUAGAGCUCAUUGAGAAGAAUUUGGAGACCCCACCAUGCAAAAACGGUUUUCUCCUAGAUGGCUUCCCUCGGACGGUGAAACAGGCAGAAAUGCUUGAUACCCUCAUGAAGAAGAGGAAAGAGAAGCUGGAUUCUGUGAUUGAGUUUAACAUCCCUGACUCUCUGUUGAUCCGGAGAAUCACCGGAAGGCUGAUUCAUCCCGCGAGUGGCCGUUCCUACCACGAGGAAUUCAAUCCCCCAAAGGAACCCAUGAAGGAUGAUAUCACAGGGGAUCCCCUGGUCCGCCGGUCAGACGAUAAUGAGAAAGCCUUGAAAAUUCGGCUGGAAGCCUACCACACUCAGACCACCCCCCUUGUGGAGUACUACCGCAAACGGGGAAUCCACUCUGCUGUCGACGCCUCCCAGACCCCUGACGUUGUCUUCGCAAGCAUCCUAGCAGCCUUCUCCAAAGCCACAUCCUAGUAACAGAAGGCCAGGCGAGACCGCUUCACUGCUCAUCACCCUGCUUCGUGACCCCCUGCUCUUAGGUGCUGGGCGGAGGGCAGGGGCGGUCAGGGUAAGGCUGGGGAGGGAGGAGUGGUGAGGGGCCAGGAGGAGGAGAAGAGAGCAGCAGUGUUGUAAUGAGCCUUUUACAGACCACAGUAGGAAUCUUGUCAAGUACCAACCACUGGGAAAAAUUAAUUUUCUGGAAAAUCAAUUGGCGUGUAUAAGUAGAAAUAGGGAGACCACAGUAUUACUUUUAAGAAAUCAUGGUUUCAUUUCCUCUGGACUGGUGACUGUAUGUUUUAAAGCAAUACCCUAUGACCUCAGCUUUGAUCUCACAGUCUCAUGGGCUGCCAGCUUGGGAAUGCAGGCAAGCAAGUUGUCCUGUCUCCCCUGUAGCUCGGAACAGGGAGAGUUUGCUGCCCCACCUAGGUUCCCCAUGCUCUGAGAUCAAAAAAAUCAUCUCCACAUUGGAAAGUGAUCUAUGGGUGUGUUCUCAGGGGGCAGUGAGUCACCCAAUCAAGUUUACUGGAGUCGGGUGGGGCUGAAGUGCAGGCUGGUCUCACUGCUUUCCAACUAAACAUUGAUUGACCAAUCUACCUGUUCUUGUGAGGGAGCUCUAAUGAGCCCCCAGCAUCUGCCAUAAUCCUCUACUCUUGCCUCUGUCCAUGGUGUAUGAAAAGACUCCUUUCAGUUAGUCAGCAGAUGUGCAAAACAACAUCAUCCAAAGAUUGUCUUUUCCACCCUCGACUGGGAUCACUCGACAGCACUGUGAUGUAUUUUCAAUGAGGUGCCUUUCUUAAUGGACCAAAUGCUGCCUUGUUUUGGCCCUUAAAUCAAUAAAGUUUAUUAAAAAUU
Molecule: messenger RNA, 1712 nt
Organism: Suncus etruscus (white-toothed pygmy shrew)
Lineage: Eukaryota; Metazoa; Chordata; Mammalia; Eulipotyphla; Soricidae
Gene: AK2
Product: adenylate kinase 2
Exons: 7
Coding region: 129-833 (234 amino acids)
Biological process (GO): ADP biosynthetic process
Cellular component (GO): cytoplasm; mitochondrion
Molecular function (GO): AMP kinase activity; ATP binding
Source: RefSeq, a predicted model, not a curated record